This is a messenger RNA of Spirometra erinaceieuropaei, 2976 nucleotides long. The record is from the annotation of a GenBank genome assembly. Lineage: Eukaryota; Metazoa; Platyhelminthes; Cestoda; Diphyllobothriidea; Diphyllobothriidae.
AUGAUCGCAACGGUCGAGAUAAUUGAGCUGCUUCUACAAGGCAAAUGCGAUGAAACGGAGAAUCGUCUUGUACGCGCCCAAGUCCUUCAGCUCCUGAAGCUCUGUCUCAGGACGUACUUCACAUUCGACGGGACAAUCUACGAACAGGUGAAGGGCACACCAAUGGGUUUGCCGAUUUCGAGAUUCAUCGCCGAGGCGGUCCUACAGCGGUUAGAGUCGCUGGUCUUCCAACACCACAGACCGAAAUUCCUGGCCUGCUAUGUGAAUCCUACCUUGGUCGUUAUCGACCUGGAUCAACUGCUGACAUUCAAGGAACAUCUGAAUGCGGUCUUCCCGGACAUACAAUUUACGAUGGACGAGGAAGAGAACAACCAGCUUGCCUUCAUGGACGUCCUCGUAUGUAGCAAAGAUUGAGAUUGACUAAAGACCAAAGUGUUCGGGAAAACGACAAAUACGAUGCAAGUACUGAACUUCAACAGCAACCACCCAAUCAGCCACAAACGCAGUUGUGUAAGGACGCCAUACAGGCGCGUCGAAACGCACCGCAGUGAGCUGUAAAACAAGAUUGCGAACUACAAUACAUCCGACGAGCCUUCAAAGCCAAUGGCUACCCGCGCAACUUCGUCGACCGGUGCAUAUGCAAAAGGGACGAAAGGCCUAACCGCACGGACACCAAAUUUUGGCGAGCGCUUCUGUAUGUCAAGAAUGUUUCAGAAGCUGUCGGCCGCCUUCUCGCACCACUUGGAGUUGGAGUUGCUCACAGACGGAAGGCAAUUAUCAGGCGUCAGUUAAUGAAACCAAAAGACCCGCUGCCACGGCAAGAAACGUCUGGAGUCCUUUAUCGGAUCUGGUGCAGUUGCGGACAAAGCAACUACGUCAGAUAAACCGGAAGACAGCUCCGAACGCGAAUAGCCGAACACGCUGCAGCAGUGCGGAGAAAUGACGCCAGCUCUCAAGUUGCGGCUCAUUCGACGGGUUCCGGCCACACAUUUAAAUUUGACGAGGCCGAAAUUCUCGCAAGAGGUGACAACCGCGUGAGCCGGGAGCUGCUUGAGUCAUGGUUUACUGGCCCCCGGUUCAUUACCAAAUACAAUGAUCUUCUCAUUCCAUACUUGGUGCGGAGACUUCGCCUAGGCGGAGUAAUUGGCCACGCGGGGAGCGUACAGGUGAACACUUUUCCCAACACCAGGGUUAGUGCGUCAGAUAGUCGAGCAACCAUCACACCAACAUCCAACGCACGUGAUGACAUUGCAGCAAUUAACAACGUGAAUGUCGACCAUCAAACAGCCAUCACACCACGUGCAACGAUCCCUGAUGAAGGGAGGGGGGGGGGGAGGAAGCCGUGAAUAUUCAUAGGUAUGCGGUAGCAUGACGACUGCAUCCUUUAAAUACUGCAGCCCCUUAUGCAUGUACCACCCGUAUCUGCUUUUGUCUCUGAUGAUGGGCUCGAGCAGGAAUCCGGAUUGUCAGGCUGAUAAAACUCCUGUCCCAGCGAUCGUGUCUCCUUCUUCAAGGCCCCUGGUUUAUGCAGAAGCGACCAAGAUUUCGCACGACAGUACGUGGGAGACAGCAUGAAUACCAAAUGAAUGGGAGGGCCAUGAAUGUCGCUUUAAGAGGGGCCACUGCAUUCCGUCCACCAUUCGGCCACUCCACACAAACAUGCCAUGUGCAGGCAUCGGCCUGGUCCAUCAUUUGUGAAUCUAUCGCAUAGAGACUGGCGAAUCAGUGCCUGAGACAAUGCGGAAAGCUGAGGUGGUGACGACAUGUUUAUGCUGGUGCUCCAAGCACUGGUUCACGAAUCUCUGUGCAAAUAGAUCCGUGAUGCGCAUAUGCGGUGGCAGUGUGGGCAAUAUAGGUGGGAUGUCCACUGCGUUGUUUGUCUCCACUUGAGGGACCCGGUCGAUGGCGGUGCGGACCUCGGGGCUGAGAGGUUGAAGGCAAUCCUGAAGUGCUCAGCUCGCCGCUUCUGAGUUUGUAAUUUCUCUGUCAGUGGUAUUAAUCCGUCGGAGGAGAAAAGCGACGCGGGAUCGUAUACCGUCUUGUCUGGAGCAAAGAAAUUCUUUGUCUGAUUCCUGUCCGCAUACCCUUGGACCCCCUCGGUCUCGCGAGUCAUCCAAGCGUCCUCUAUUUUCCGCAACCGUUGUUGCAUAGGGCGGCGACGUCUGAAUUAGGCCACUUUAUUUUUGUCGGCAGUCGGUAGGCUGUGUGCUGUCUGUUAUUGUCGACGGGUUGGUUGCUGAUAUCUACAUCUUUGUCGUCAAGCCAAUCCUGGUGUUGACAACGCACGAGAUUUAGGCCGUCCAGGGCGACUGAGUGGAUAAGGUUCCACAGUUUAUACUACUGUUUUUUCACGGUGGCGUUAUUGUCUGGAGACUGCAGCCCUCCCACUCGCUGGGCCACUUGGUUGCUGAAAUAGAAGUGGUUGACAGGCAGAUUCGACGGAACAGCAUCAAACUUACCUGGUGGUCGCUUACCACGCGGUCCCCGCGAUCGGACGUGCAUGCAGAUCGCCUUCUCCCACGUCGGAAGGCGGAAUAAGGUGUUGAUGAGAAGGAUAUUUUGUCCUGGGCACGUUAAAAGAAGGAGGCCGCUGUCGUUACAGCCGUCGAGUACACGAUGAUUCAACACACCCACCCGGACGGUGUGGUCUGCCUCUUCACGGACACUGAAGUCACCAAGGACAAUCAGCUUGGCCGCCUUCGGUACGGUCGCCGGGAGAGCGUGGACGUCCUCAUAGAAUUUGUGUUUUGCCUCGUCAAAGCGGAUAUUUGGAGAGUCGUAGGCACUGAUGAUGGUGGUGAUGACUUUGGCUCCUCGAAGAGGCUCAUGAGGUGGUCGUUGGCGCCCUGCGACAGACAAGACGGUCGUUCCACGAUGUCGUUCCGGGUGGAAAAGGAGACGUCAGCAUCGCGUUGCUCUGCCUUUGGGCGGCCGCUCUGCAAGACUGUGUGGCCAACACCCACCUCCCUCAGCUAG